This is a messenger RNA of Lynx canadensis (Canada lynx), 1653 nucleotides long. It is a transcript of the gene LRIT2, whose product is annotated as leucine rich repeat, Ig-like and transmembrane domains 2. The record is from RefSeq and is a predicted model, not a curated record. Gene Ontology annotation, molecular function: protein binding. The transcript has 3 exons. NCBI's taxonomy places the organism in Eukaryota, Metazoa, Chordata, Mammalia, Carnivora, Felidae. The coding region runs from base 1 to 1653 and encodes 550 amino acids.
AUGGCUUCAGUUUCUCACUAUUGCCUGCUAGUUCUGGUCUUUCUGGAUUCACACGCAGCUCAGCCAUCCUGUCUACCAGGAUGUACCUGCUCAGAGGACAGUUUCGGCAGGGCUCUGCAGUGCAUGUCUACCUCUUUGGGAAUGAUCCCAAGGAAACUUCCUGAAGAGUUAAAGCGGUUGAGAAUUGAAAAUUCACCCUUAUUCGAACUGCCCCAAGAGUCCUUCAUCAACAUGAGCACGUUGGAAUACCUUUGGCUUAAUUUUAACAACAUCACUGUGAUACACCUAGGAGCCCUGGAGCACCUGUCAGAACUGAAAGAGCUGAGACUGGAGGGGAACAAACUUCGUUCAGUGCCAUGGACAGCAUUCCAAGCCACCCCUCUUCUGAGGGUCUUGGAUCUCAAACACAACAGGAUUGACGUGCUCCCUGAGCUGGCUCUUCAGUUCUUGGUCAAUCUGACCUACCUUGACCUAUCCUCCAAUAGGCUUACAGUUGUAUCCAAGGGCGUCUUCUCGAACUGGCUGGCCUACCAGAAACCCCAUCAGCCUGGCUGCAGAGCCAGGAUUCACUCCAGUUUGGUGCUGGCACUGCACGACAACCCCUGGCUAUGUGACUGUCGCCUGAGGGGACUUGUCCAAUUUGUAAAGUCCAACAGCAUUCCGGUCAUCUUGGUGAAUUCCUACCUGGUGUGCCAACACCCUCUCUCCAAAGCAGGGCAGCUUUUUCAUGAAACUGAGCUCAGUGUUUGCAUGAAGCCACAGAUCUCAACCUCCAAUGCCAGUGUCACCAUCCAGAUGGGACAGAAUGUGACCCUGAGAUGCCUGGCACAGGCCAGUCCCUCACCAACCAUUGUAUGGACUUAUCCUCUGAGCAUGUGGAGAGAAUUUGAUGUGUUGACCUCAUCUACUGCAGAAGAUACUGCUCUGUCGGAGCUGGUCAUACCUGCUGCCCACCUGGUGGACAGGGGUAAUUACACCUGUGUGGCCUCCAACUCCAUUGGCAGGAGCACCCUUGUCAUCUCCCUCCAAGUCCAGCCUGCCCAGACCCUGUCUGUGCCCCAUUCUGCCUUUUUCCCCUCGGAUGGCAAUGCCUAUGUUGACCUGAGGGUCGUCAAGCAGACAGUGCAUGGGAUUCUGCUGGAGUGGUUUGCGGUGGCUGACACCCCUGAGGAGAAAUGGUUUACCCUCUACAUUGCAUCAGAUGAAACACUCAAGAAGGAGGUGGUCCACAUUGGCCCCGGGAUCAACACGUACGCCGUGGAUGACCUCCUUCCCAGCACAAAGUAUGAGGCAUGCCUCAGCCUGGGGGGCCAGCCCCCACGCAGGGGCCGGUGUGUGGUCUUUGUGACGGGCAGAGACCAUGGCGAGCUGGAGGGACGGGAGCGCCUCCUGCACAUCACAGUGGUCCUGUGCGCUGUGCUGCUGGCGGUGCCUGUGGGCGCCUACGUCUGGGCAGCCCAGGCCCCCUGCAGCUGCAGGGAGUGGGGGCUGCACUGCUGUCCUCAACGCAGGAAGGCUCCCAGGUGCCCCCGUGCUGUGCCACAGCACAGGGACUGCUCCUAUAGAGAGCACAUAGCUGUCUGUGAGGACCGCCUGGGGCACAGAGACGAUGAAGGGGAUGAAGAGAAAGAUGGAGAGGAAGACAGGGGCUGA